This is a messenger RNA of Aspergillus melleus, 2052 nucleotides long. Its product is annotated as sodium:neurotransmitter symporter family protein. Lineage: Eukaryota; Fungi; Ascomycota; Eurotiomycetes; Eurotiales; Aspergillaceae. Gene Ontology annotation, biological process: sodium ion transmembrane transport. The transcript has 2 exons. The record is from RefSeq and is a predicted model, not a curated record. The coding region runs from base 1 to 2052 and encodes 683 amino acids. Gene Ontology annotation, cellular component: membrane.
AUGAUUUCCCGCCCCUUUACCCAGACGCUUGGUCGACGUUUGAAGCAGGUCGCAACCUGGCUUGCUCCUCCGCCGCAAAAAUCGGAAGAUGGGCGAGACCAGUGGCCUUCUCGAGCGGCUUUUCUGCUGGCUGCCAUGGGUGGCUGCGCCGGCCAAGGAAACCUCCUGCGAUACCCCUCGGUCGUCUACAACAACUACGGUCUGCAGUGGUUUAUUCCAUAUCUGCUAGCUGUCUUUGCAGUCGCUAUUCCGGCCCUGAUUCUGGAGAUCUCGAUCGGUCAGGCAUAUCGUGGAGGAACGGUUAUCGCAUUUAAUAAUAUCAACCGGCGACUGAAGGGUGUGGGCAUUGGACCGGUUUUGGUCAGUUUUAUUGUGACGCAAUAUUUCACAGUGAAUCUGGCAUGGAUCAUGAAUUACUUUCGCAACUCAUUCACCAGCCCCCUGCCGUGGGAAGGUCGCAUCGAGGAGUUCUACAUGGGUGACGUGGUCGCCAAUCCCGAUCCCAUUGCGGGCAGCCUGACCGACGGGAACAAGGGAGUCGCCGCGUAUACGCAAUACCCAUCGGUGGGCCUCCUCGGCGAGACAGUCGGAUGGAGCGCCUUUAUCUGGUUCCUGAUCUGGAUUUCCAUCUUUCGUGGUGUCGGCAUGACCGGUCGCGUUGUCUACUGGACCAUGGGUCUUCCGAUCGUCACUACGAUCAUCCUAGUCGGCCGUGCGUGCUCCCUCGAAAAUGCCCGCGAAGGCGUGAAAUUGCUCUGGGCGACCUGGCGUGGCGGGCAGCUUGCCUCGGGCACUGUCUGGCAGACGGCCGUCGGACAGGUCUUUUUUUCAACCGGCAUCGGCUUCGGUUAUUUCACCUCAUAUGCGUCAUAUAACGCUAAGCAUUCGAAUGCCGUCAUGGACGCGGUUCUCAUUUGUGGCAGUAACGUGCUGUUCGAGAACUUUGCUGCUUUCGCCGUGUUUGGCGUCGUUGGAUACCUCCGCCGUUGGCCUCAAGACGGAGAGCGACUGGGCGCGUUCGUCGUCGGUUUCCUCACGCUGCCUGAAGCCGUGAUUCAUAUGCCUGGGGCGAACUGGUGGGCUAUCCUCUUGUUCUUCACGCUGGUUGUGCUCGGAUUCAGUUCUGCUUUCGUGAUGCUGGACGCCUGUGCCACGCUGGCCGUCGACGCCGGUGUCAAGCUGCCUCGACCGGUCAUUGUGACUUCCCUCACCAUCAUCUCCUUCCUCAUGUGUUUACCCUACUGUACGGAAUUUGGUUUCUAUCUUCUAGACGGAAUUGAUCGCUGGAUCAACAACAUCUGCCUCAUCUUUGUCGUCUGGUCCGAGCUUGUCAGCGCCACUACAGUCUACCGCUGGCAAGACGUUGUCAGUCAGACCGGACUUCCUGCCUUUCUGUUGUACAACUUCGGUUACUUUGGUGGACAGAUCGUUGGUGUUGCCGUCGCCCAUGGCGUGGAAAUGCCAGAGGCCGGCGCCGGCGCCGGCUUCGGUCUAUACAUUGUUUGCACCAUCGCCUCAGUCUUCCUCGCCUCGACUCCAACUAUCAAAGCAGCCAGCUUCUGGGGUCGGAAUCCCUUCCUCAGCCGAUUCUGGUAUCUGGCAAACUACUCCGGCAACCAACUCCGCCGCGACCUAAACGCUCACGUCGGUGGAAACGGCAACUGGAACAUCCCUCGCUUCUGGCCGGUACUGCUCCGGUACGUCAGCGCGCCCAUCCUCGCCAUCAUCUUCAGUUUCGCGUAUCCCGAGUUCCACACCCUGCGCUACGACCCCAUGAUGAUUGCGGGUUUCAUCCUGGCGCAUUUAUGCCUCGUCGCUAUUCUUCUCGGGUUUGUGCUGCCGCGGUACUAUGACGUGUUCAUUCCGCCGGCUAGGCGCGCCGAUGGCACGGAGCCUACUGUUGCUGGGCAGCCGAAGACGGAGGACUCUGGGUUGUCUGUUUCGGGGCCGUUCGACUUCGAAUCGGGAUUGCAGGAGACGGAGAGGUGGAAGGGAGAAGGCGAGUAUCGAGUGACUGGGAACCAUCCGUUGGGGGCGAGGAAUUUGGAUUAA